Messenger RNA from Tympanuchus pallidicinctus (lesser prairie-chicken), 2089 nucleotides. It is a transcript of the gene ATAD1, whose product is annotated as ATPase family AAA domain containing 1. Gene Ontology annotation, molecular function: ATP hydrolysis activity; ATP binding. Lineage: Eukaryota; Metazoa; Chordata; Aves; Galliformes; Phasianidae. Gene Ontology annotation, cellular component: mitochondrial outer membrane. The record is from RefSeq and is a predicted model, not a curated record. The coding region runs from base 365 to 1453 and encodes 362 amino acids. The transcript has 11 exons.
GUGGUCUCUCUCCGCGCCGAGCCGGGCCGCACCGCCGCCUCCUUCCGAGCCGCUCCCAGCGUGCUGCGGCUGCGCGUCGCUCGGAACGGCCCCGGGCCGGGUGAGCGAGCGGCCAGAGGGCGGCCGCACCGUCGGUACUCGGAGAAUUUUCCCUCUCCGUUGCCCUCGCUUGAAGAUACUGCACUUUCUGGCUUCAACUCCAGCAGUAGCCGGCCCUUCCCCUGGGAGCUGUGUGCCAGUCCAGCCUGUUCCCUUGCCAAGGGAUAUUAAUGCAAGCUGCGGAUCUCUCUGGAGCGUGGCGUUUGGGCGACUUUCCCUGCGGCUUCCUCUUAGGAAACACAGCUGUCCGUCAUUGAGAGGCAGGAUGGUCCACGCUGAAACUUUUUCACGCCCCCUGAGCCGGAAUGAAGUGGUCGGAUUGAUUUUCCGUUUGACAAUAUUUGGUGCUGUAACAUACUUCACCAUUAAGUGGAUGGUUGAUGCCAUCGACCCCACCAGAAAGCAAAAAGUAGAAGCUCAGAAACAGGCUGAAAAGCUUAUGAAGCAAAUUGGAGUGAAAAAUGUCAAGCUUUCUGAAUAUGAAAUGAGUAUUGCUGCACAUCUCGUCGACCCACUAAGCAUGCAUGUAACUUGGAAUGAUAUUGCAGGCUUAGAUGAUGUCAUUACAGAUUUGAAAGACACUGUCAUCUUGCCCAUCAAGAAGAAAUACUUGUUUGAGAACUCCAGGCUCUUACAGCCACCAAAAGGAGUACUUCUCUAUGGCCCUCCUGGUUGUGGCAAAACCUUGAUCGCCAAAGCUACGGCAAAGGAAGCAGGUUGUCGAUUUAUUAACCUCCAGCCUUCAACACUGACUGACAAAUGGUAUGGAGAGUCUCAGAAACUUGCUGCUGCUGUCUUCUCCCUUGCUAUCAAGCUCCAGCCGUCCAUCAUUUUUAUCGACGAAAUAGAUUCCUUCUUGCGAAGUCGUUCGAGCUCUGACCAUGAAGCAACAGCUAUGAUGAAAGCUCAGUUCAUGAGUCUGUGGGAUGGCCUGGACACAGAUUACAAUUGCCAGGUCAUUGUGAUGGGAGCCACCAACCGUCCUCAGGACCUUGACUCUGCAAUCAUGAGAAGGAUGCCGACCCGCUUUCAUAUCAAUCAACCCGCUCUGAAGCAAAGAGAAGCAAUCUUGAAACUAAUUCUGAAAAAUGAAAAUGUGGACAGACAUGUAGAUCUCCUCCAGGUUGCCAAAGAGACUGAUGGAUUCUCAGGAAGCGAUCUGAAAGAAAUGUGCCGGGAUGCAGCGCUCCUCUGCGUCAGGGAAUAUGUUAAUUCUGCCUGCGAAGAAGAGAACCGUGAUGAAGAUGAAAUUCGGCCUGUGCAGCAGCAGGAUCUCCUCAGGGCAAUUGAGAAGAUGAGGAAAUCAAAGAAGGCCACGCUUCACGAUGACCUGAUGCAUGUCAUUAUAGAUUAAGGCUAAGGAGUGCGCUUGCUGUUUCUGAUGUGAUUUAUAUUCUGUAAUCAGUUAGCGAAAGCAAUGGAAGGGGCUGGGAGUGGGGACACUCCUUGAACGAGGGAGUUCUGUUUCUGGAAUUGUUUUUAUACAGCAAAUGCUAAGUUAUUGAAAUUUUUGUCAUGCACAACUAGAAAUGUAACAGUAGAUCACGAAGUGGAACAAUUACAGCUCUGACCAAGAGCAACUGCCUGUGUCUUGUCCCUUAUGGAUGCACUGCGUAGCCUUAAAGCAGGUUCUGGUGUGGUGCGAGGGCAGCGGCCGCCUGCUGCCAGCUGUGUGCGUACAUACAGGUGUGUGUAUGCAUUACGUAUAUAUAUCCACGCGUUGUUUUUAUAUGUAGGCAUAAUAUGUAGAUAACUUGAGUAUGGGAAAUGUUUUCUACUUCCUGAAUGAAACCAAAUCAGAAGAUGUAUAGAUUCAUCGAUACUCAGCUCACACUUACUUCUUCCUUUGAGCAGCAAAUAGAAAUUCUGCUUCUAGAAUAACUUUGAGGGAAAAUUGAAAAUGUUACUGAUACUUUUUUUUUUUUUUUUUUUUUCACAUCACCACUUGAAAUCUGGUGCCAUUGAGUAAAGAUAGUAACUACUGUAAAAA